AUGGAUGGUCAGAUGAAUGCGGAUAAAAAUGUCGACGGCAAGACGCAGUACUCUGCGGAGGAAGUGAAUCAUGUGAUCUUCGGCCAGAGUACUCAAAGCACUCAGAGCACUCAGAGCCAUGUAAAGGAAGACGGGAACGCGAUUUUGAUGCAGACAUUACUCAAACAGAAUGAGUUACUAAUGAGAAUGUUAGCGAUAAAGGAGAAACCGCCAGAGGAGGUAUACGCUCCACCGGACUUGUCGAAAGUACUACCAACGUUUGAUGGUAAGUGUAAGCCCCACGAAGCGGCGGAUUGGUUGAGCACGCUCUGUGGAGUGGCGUCAUUACAUCGUUGGUCGGAUGCACUCAAGUUGGAGGCGGCGAGAGUAAACGUGGAUGGUCCAGCCCGCCAAUGGUAUAUUGGGCGAAGAUUCAAUUCAUGGGCAGAAUUUGAACAGCAGUUUAAAGCAACGUUCUUCAGAAAGGUUAACACGGUCAGUCGAUGGAAGGCAUUGGCAGCUCGGGUACAAGGUAAAAACGAAAGUAUUCUAGACUACUUCCACGAAAAGGUUCGACUUUGUCGAGAUUUGGAAUUAGAUUUGUUUGAUACCAAGGAACAGUUAUUAGACGGUAUCCAAUCGAAAGAAUUAUUUCAAUAUUUGUUAAGCCGUACUCAUAAUGACGAAAAUGAGUUACUAUUUGACAUUAUGGACUACAUGCGGUUAGUGGAGCACAGAAAUGUUCGAUUUCAAAAUAAAAUAGUUUUGUCCAAUUCAAAUGAGAAGCAGUGGCCCAGAGGAGAAAGUCCUAAGCCCAAAGCGGAAAGUUCGAGUAGGAGUCAGAAGGGUGUUGAGUCAGCAACAAGCCGGAUAUGUUACAACUGUGGAUCCAGAACGCACAUUGCGCCAAGUUGUCCCAGUCCAGUAAGACCAAAAGGAGCAUGCUACGGUUGCGGUUCAACAGCACAUCAGCGAUAA
Macrosiphum euphorbiae (potato aphid) is the source of this 957-nucleotide messenger RNA. NCBI's taxonomy places the organism in Eukaryota, Metazoa, Arthropoda, Insecta, Hemiptera, Aphididae. The record is from the annotation of a GenBank genome assembly.